AUAUUCUUGGAGUUGAGCUUGUAGCAUUGCAAGCUCAAGAAUGGACAGAAAGCAUGGAAAAUACAUAGUGAAUACUGAGCACACUGAAAACCAGCCACCAAUUAUGUGUUCAAAUGACCAAGAGGCUCACAGCUCUGCAUGCUGGCGUCCACCUUCAAAUGCCAUACCUGGUGAUGUCUCGGCCAACUUAUCUGGGGUCUGUGUGAGCCCAGGAGUCCUCCUACACUCAGGAUGUCCACACACAGAGUUAUCCAACACACAGGUGAAAGGAAAUUGCUGCAAUAACUGGUCUCUGUGGAAAGUCUUUUUGGUUUGUCUCUUAGCCUGUGUGAUAACAACAGCAAUUGGAGUACUCAUCGUGUGUCUGGUGAAUAAUAGAGGAAAUGACCAUUCUUCCAUUGUUAUCCAGCUACCCCAAAACAACGGGGAGCCUGUAGUUAUUGUUCCUGGAACAACCUCUACUACUUCUCAACCUACAGUGACCACCACUUCAACGGAACCUACAACCACAAUGGCCACAACCAUCACUUCAACGGAACCCACGACAACCACAGCGGCCACAACCGUCACUUCAGCGGAACCCAUGACUACCACGGUGGCCACAACCACCACUUCAGUGGAACCCACAACGACCACAACAGCCACAACUGCCACUUCAGCUGAACCCACGACGACCACGGUGGCCACAACUGCCACUUCAGGUGAACCCACGACGACCACGACAGCCACAACCACCACUUCAGCCGAACCCACGACAACCACAGCGGCCACAACCACCACUUCAGCGGAACCCUCAACUACCACAACGGCCACAACUGCCACUUCAGCUGAACCCAUGACGACCACGGUGGCCACAACUGCCACUUCAGGUGAACCCACGACAACCACGACAGCCACAACCUCUACUUCAGCGGAACCCACGACGACCACGACAGCCACAACCACCACUUCAGCGGAACCCACAACCACAGCAGUCACAACUACCACUUAA
This is a messenger RNA of Manis javanica (Malayan pangolin), 991 nucleotides long. RefSeq lists its product as uncharacterized. Gene Ontology annotation, biological process: activation of protein kinase B activity. Gene Ontology annotation, cellular component: plasma membrane; Golgi apparatus. The record is from RefSeq and is a predicted model, not a curated record. Lineage: Eukaryota; Metazoa; Chordata; Mammalia; Pholidota; Manidae.